Symbiodinium natans is the source of this 3729-nucleotide messenger RNA. The record is from the annotation of a GenBank genome assembly. Lineage: Eukaryota; Dinophyceae; Suessiales; Symbiodiniaceae.
AUGCAAGUUUGUUGGAAUACCGAUGCUGCGAAGGCGAUACCCAAAUCUGACCACAUCACCACCACGCUCAAGUGUCAAGAUCCAGAUGAGCAGGCGCCGGUGUUCCAGAAGCUGACCAACGGGAAGCGGAAGACCCUUGGCGCGCAAAGGAUCAUCUUUGCCACCAAUGUGGCGGAGACCUCCGUGACCAUCGACGGUGUCCGCUUGGUUGUGGACAGUGGUCUUGAGAAGCAGGCCGUCUUCGACGCCAAGCGCAACCUCAGCUCCUUGGAGGAGGUGCCAAUCUCCAAGUCCUCGGCAAAGCAGCGCCGGGGUCGCGCAGGGCGCACAGCCCCGGGCGUGUGCGUGCGGCUCUACUCAGAGGAGGACUUCGAGGUGCGCCGCACAACGCAGCUCCCCGAGGUCUUGUCCAAGCCGGUCAGCCUCACGCUGCUGACGUUGCUGCGGAUGGGACUGGAUCCGAUGAGCUUCCGGUGGCUCGAGGCGCCCGACAAAGAGGCCGAGGCCACAGCCUGGAGGUCUUUGCUCUUCUUGGAUGCCUGCGACCAAAGCCGUCGCGCGUUGACGAAGUUUGGGAGGUUCGCUGCUGAGUUGCAGAUUGAUCCCCUGUGGGCCAAGAUCCUCUUCACAGGGUACAGCCACAACCAGCUCCGUUCAGCGGCCGAGCUGGUCGGCGUGCUGUCUGUCCUGGGCACGCUCCAGCGACCUGCACGUGAUGAGGAGUCGCGAAGGCAACUCAAUGAGGCGCAGGCCGACUUGUUCUGCCCGGAAGGGGACGUGGUGACAUCGUACAAGGCAUUCCGCCGCUGGUUGGCACUCCGAGAUGCAACUGCACCGGCAGGUGAGGAUGAAGGAGCCGGGGAGGGCGAAGCCAGGAAGGCAAACCGACAGCAAGCGCAGGAGUUCUGCAGGGCACGCUGGCUUCGGCCCAAGGCGUUUGAGAUGGCCAGGACAACGGCCAUUGACAUGUUCAAGCAGUCGUGCGAGUCCUUACGUGUGGAGGACCCGGAGAGUUUGAAGCUGGCUGCAUCAGCGACUGACCAGGACCUGCUGCGGCUCAUCCUGGCGGGCUGCUUCCUGAACAUCGGCGUGCAGUGCCGAGGCUCGGGCAGCGCCCAGUCAGCGUUGUACCAGCUGAUCCAGUCGCAUGGCUCUGGAGGCGCGACCAUCGUCGCAGCACCAUUCCCAGGAUCAUCGCUUGUGCGUGCCGGGGGUGCACCUCCCAGGUACGUGUGCUACACGCAUAUCAUGCAGACCAGCCGCACCUUCUUGCAUGGGGUCACCCUGCUUUCGGCGCAGUCGGACGCAGAGCUCGUGAACAUUCUGGUGGAACAUUCUCCAAGCUUCGCCUCGGAGGUCGCGGAGGCUUUGCCCAAGAUCACUUCGCAACAGAUCCAGGUGCCGCACUUCUCCUCCCGCAUGCUUAUGGGCACUCGAGCCCGGCAGUUCCGGCUGGAUGUGCAGGACCGAUUCGCUUGCACUUUCUUUGCUGACCUCAAGCAGGGUCUCAUCUCGUGCUGGUGCCAGCCCGACCGCGCCCGCGACACGGAGCGCUAUCUCGUGAGCCACCGGGAGAAGCUUCUCCAGGAGGAUCUCAACGAGGUGGAGGAGGACACGCUGGGCGGGCAGACCCGCCCAGUUUACGGACGCGGUGGGGCCCUGGUCGACAUCCUUUUCCCCGGCGAGAUCUUGUCGGUGAACGUCAUUGGCCUGCCUGGGACCACCCCUGAAGCAGACGUGCGACGCUCCUUUGAAAGGUAUGGCCCUGUGCGGGCUGUAUCGACCUCAACCAUGGCCAGCUCGGGCGAUUUGUUCUGCCAGGCCACCUACGUGGACAAAACCACAGCCAAGCGGGCACUGGAAUCCUACGGACAGCAGUGCCGGGAUUUGGUCAAGGUGGUGCCUGGGAAGGUGCAGCAAGGCCAGAACUCGUCAGCUGAGAUGGGCUUCCUCACGCUGACGUGGGACUGCCCGGAGACCAUGCGGAACUCAGAGGACGCCGAUCUGAAUGUCAUCAUGGCUGACUUGCGUCGCUUCGUGCCCUUGGUCGACACGGAUCCAGAGAUGCAGACCUUCUUCCGCCAGAAGCCUCGGGGGAACUCGGUGCAGCAGCAAGCUGGGCUGAAGGUGAUCUAUCCAGGAGGGCUGGAGCAACUUCAGCGGGCCUACCAGGCCAUGCCACGGCUUCUUCAGGCAUGGGAGCCGCCAGCGUACCUCGCCGGCCUGGGCCAGAUUGUGCAGUCCAUGAGAUGCCAGCUGACCUACCAGGCAGUCGUGUCCGUGCACAAGGCCGUUGCCGAUCACUUCCGGAUCGCCUGCCCCGAUGGGGCGGCUUGCCGCUACAGCGACUGUCCCAAGUGGCACGAGGGGAGGAGGCAGAUGCCAUGCAAGUAUGGGGAUGCCUGCACGCGCUGGCAUGGGGCGAACGCAUGCAAGUUCCUGCACAGCUAUGCCUGGCACCAGAGGCCUGCGCCACAGGGGCCAGAGAAUGCGCUGCAGCUGGCCUUCAAGCGAUGCCAGGAAAGGGGCAUCAGGAUCACGGUCAUCACCAAAGGCCAGACUACAUCUUUCCGACUCCAGCAUGACCGGAUCGAGCAGGUCCAACGAUCCCGAGAGGAGUUCCUCCAGGCUGUUGCCUGCGACAUCUUCGUGCAUCCGCAGAAGGACUUGCUCUUCACAAAGCCGGGGGUGUCCAGGAUGAUGGCAAAGCUCAACGACAAGUCCAUUCCGGGAUACCUUCACUGGGACAAGAAGACACGCUCCGUCCGCAUCUUCGGCCAAGAAGAGGACAAGUCGCGCACCAAGCGCAUCCUUGGGGAGCUGCUGAAGGAGCUGCAGCCCUUCGAACGCCGGUCUUUCAUGCUGGACCGGGCAAAGACCAACGAUUGGGGUCGCGAGCUGGAGCAGGCCGUUAAAGGUCUUGGGCUGGAGCACUACAACCUCAACAGGAAAGGCUGCAUCCUGGAUGUUUGGGUGCGGCCCGAGGAUGCACGCGAGGUGCAGGCGCUCACUGGCAUGCUCUCCUCCCAGGGGUGGGAGCGCCGGGUCCCGCCGAUUGUUGCGGAGGGGACAUGCUGCCUUUGCAUGUGCGACUUUGACGACGACACAUGGCAAUUUCAGGCCUGCCGCCAUCGGUUUUGCACCGCGUGCAUCCGAAACGCCCUAUCCGAUCCUGAUGGGGCCCACUUCCCCAUCGCGUGCCCCUUCACGGAUCAGGCUGGCCGGUGCAACAGCCAUCUCGUUUGGAAGGACCUUGUGGGCGUGGUCAACUCCGACGUCCUUGCGCGCAUCAAGAACAUCGCCCUUGACACGUACCUCCGGGAGCGGCCACAUGAGGCUAUGUACUGCCCGGCGCCUGCUUGCAACCACAUCCUGAGGCCUCCCAGCGCCCAGACCGGGGAUGAGAGCAAGGAAGGUGGCCGUGUGGUCUUCUGCGAACUCUGUGCGGCCACGUACUGUGUGGCCUGCAGCGAGGUCGAGAAGUCGCCCGUGCCGCAGCAUGUAGGUUACACGUGUGAGGAGCGCCGGCGGCUCGGUAACCCGGACAUCAAGAAGCACAGAGAGUUCAUCUCGGACAUCCUCACUUUGAAAUGCCCACGCUGCCGUCACGCCCUCUACGACUACGACGGCUGCGCUGCUGUGAAGUGCACGUGCGGCUGCGGCUUCUGCGCGAAGUGCUUCAAGGACCGGUUGUUUCCACUGCCUCAAGGCAUGUUGGUCAGCGACUAG